CCAUUUCUAAUAUGCCGCUUGUCACCCUUUCCUCUACGUCCCCUGCUUAAAUGUUGCCCUUGCUUCCAUCGCCAGCGGGGACCCUGGUGAAAACGUGCCCCGCGGUCGCCACCGAUAAAUCCAUAGCCUCGCCUGGUAAAUAACCCCUCUUAUCCCUCCAAGUCACUGCCGCCCUUUGACGCCAGGCAUUACCGCUCCGGCGUCUACGACCAGUUUCUGCCUCUACCUGUCAUAGCUCUUCUUUUUGUCUGUUGCUGAGCACUCAUAGCACAAUCAUGGACGGCAAACGACACCCCAGCUCGUUCCAGCAGCUGGAAAAGCUAGGAGAGGGAACCUAUGCGACUGUCUUCAAGGGGAGGAACAGACAAACGGGCGAGCUCGUUGCUCUCAAGGAGAUUCACCUCGACUCUGAAGAAGGCACUCCGUCGACAGCCAUCCGAGAAAUCUCCCUCAUGAAGGAGCUCAAGCACGAGAACAUUGUCGCCCUGCACGAUGUCAUCCACACCGAGAACAAGCUGAUGCUCGUCUUUGAGCACAUGGACGGCGAUCUUAAGCGCUAUAUGGACAUCAACGGCGAGCGCGGCGCUCUCAAGCCCCCCAUCAUCAAGUCCUUCAUGUACCAGCUGCUCAAGGGCAUCGACUUUUGCCACCAGAAUCGAGUUCUACACCGCGACCUCAAACCCCAGAACCUGCUUUUCAACAGUAAGGGCCUGUUGAAGCUCGGCGAUUUCGGUCUGGCUCGCGCCUUUGGCAUCCCCGUCAACACGUUUUCCAACGAGGUCGUCACCCUGUGGUACCGCGCACCCGACGUCUUGCUCGGCAGCCGAACCUACAACACCAGCAUCGACAUCUGGUCAGCCGGUUGCAUCAUGGCAGAGAUGUACACGGGUCGCCCCCUCUUCCCCGGUACCACCAACGAGGACCAGAUAGUUCGUAUCUUCCGCAUCAUGGGCACCCCCACAGAGCGAACAUGGCCCGGCAUUACCCAGCUCCCCGAAUACAAGUCCAACUUCCAAAUGUACGCCACACAAGACCUCCGCACCAUCUUGCCAGCCAUCGACCCCACAGGCAUUGACCUGCUGCAACGCAUGCUUCAAGUUCGCCCUGAGCUACGCAUCAGCGCCCAUGAUGCCCUGCAGCACCCGUGGUUCAACGACAUUGUUCUUCACCAGCAGCAGCAGCAGCUACAGCAACAGUCGGCCGCACGCUCAUAUCAACCUGGCGUGCCCGUAACUGGUUACGACGGAUACUAAUGACGAUUCGAUUUUGCUUUCUUUCAUAUCCUUUUACCUUUAGAUUUGUACAAUUUCCUUGCUCGCUCUACUUUUGCUUGUUUUUGCUUGGCGCCAGUUUGGCCAUGAAGCCAUGAUAUUUUAGACUGUAAUCUGGAACCAAAACACAUCCGGCAUAUCCUAUCUCGAGGACUAUGCCUACAAUGAUGGCUGGAGAAAAUAAAAAAUACAGGAGUUAGCGUUAAUACAUGAUAUUACAACGGCGACGAGUCCCCGUGAUGCUAUGUGUGUCUAUGGCCCUCUGAAAUGGGUAGCUCAGUGCCUGUUGACCAAACUUCCGUCAACUGGGCUUUUAAAUUUUCGUACAUUGGGUUCCUUUGCCCAAGUCUCUGCCAAAGCAGCUUCUUCGUCAUGAUCUGGUGGAAAUCCCAUUUUCUCUCGCAGCUUUGCGACUUCGUCACGAACCGCCUUGGUUACCUGGAUUCGGAGUUCCACGGCCUCGGGCUUUGUCUUGAGCUCCUCUUCGCUCGAAUUUUGCGCCAACUUACGCCAUUGUGCGCGCUGCUCGCCGAAUAACUUAUCAACGUCAGUUGGCUCACCAAUCAUGACACGGAACUGUUUGCCAAUCCGCGGUAAGAAGCGUGGGAAGCCGCGCUCCUCGGGCAUGAUGUUCUGGGUGCCAUGGAUAAACAUGGGAAUGAACUCGGGAGCAGGGUCACUCUCCAGGAUGAGGCGAGAGACACCCCAUUUAAAGUAUCUCAACGUGGCAUCCUGGUUCUGGACGCAGCAUGCCUCCGGGAAAAUGUGCACCCAUGCCUUGCGGUUGAUGGUAUAGAUUGACGGAAGGAUAUGGCUAUCCUUGCCAUCAGUUGUAUACGUCGUAGUCUUCGGAGGAAGAACGUGCGAGUUCGGGCCGGAGAGAAGUCGCACUGCCUCUGCUACUGUCGGUUGGUAAAGGCCGCCGUGCUUCGAAUGCCAGCCUCGAUGGGUUGGGAGAACUUGGCCCAGGGAGAAGAACUUGGAAGUGGCGCUGUUAAAUGUCAGCAUCCCAAUUGCAACCACCAAUCUCUAUUCUUACGCAUUCUUGAAGCAGAUGUCAUGAGCACCUAAACCCCAUCGCAAAUUCUCGGGAUCGAAAGCGUAACGCGCCGGCAGAAUUCCCCAAAUGAGCGGAUCGUCCAGUCUGUUUUCUUGGUCAGCAUGUCUAUUCCAUAUUUCAAAUUACAGGCAACACCAUACACUGCAACGUGAUUGCAAACGGUCAGAAGUCCCCGCUCUCUUCCUUGCUGUUUGCGCCUGUCGAGAGUGGAAAGGAGAUUAUCCAGGCCAGUGACCUCGACCUUGUUCAACCCGUACAGGAAGGCCCGUGACGCCAUGCCAACUGUGCCCAUGACGGCAGCAGCAGCAAGACGAUUGGGCAGGCUUGGCCUGGUAGGCGUGAGAUCUGCCAUAACGACGGGUGGUCGCGCUG
Messenger RNA from [Torrubiella] hemipterigena, 2703 nucleotides. The record is from the annotation of a GenBank genome assembly. NCBI's taxonomy places the organism in Eukaryota, Fungi, Ascomycota, Sordariomycetes, Hypocreales, Clavicipitaceae.